Molecule: messenger RNA, 1086 nt
Organism: Rotaria sp. Silwood2
Lineage: Eukaryota; Metazoa; Rotifera; Eurotatoria; Philodinida; Philodinidae
Source: the annotation of a GenBank genome assembly
AUGGGAAACUGUUCCGCAUCAUCAUCAGUAGAAUUGCCGGCGACUGAAUCACAACAUAUUCAAACUGAAAAUCAAAGUAAAAAUGAAAAUGAAAUAAAUGUUAAUCUAGAACGUGUCAAAAAAGAAUUCGAAGCUAAAUAUGUACAACCAUUGAAACAAACAGUCAAGGUAGAAGACUUUCAAUUGGGACGAACCAUUGGCAUGGGAAUGUUUGGUCGUGUCAGAUUGGUAAAACAUGGAAAUGAAUCAUUAGCAGUAAAAAUCAUGGAAAAACGUGUCAUUGUCGAACUCGGACAAGUCGAAAAUAUUCUAUCCGAGAAACGUAUUUUACAAGCAAUCAACUUUCCAUUUAUUGUUAGCUUAGUCUAUUCAUUCAAGGAUAAUUCUUAUUUGUAUUUAGCAUUUGAGUUUGUCAGCGGAGGUGAAAUGUUUGUUCAUUUAAGGAAAGUGAACAAGUUUUCAGAAGAUCAAGCACGAUUUUAUGCUGGACAAAUUGUACUUGCCUUGGAAUAUUUACACGAUUCGAAUAUUAUCUAUAGAAAUUUGAAAGUAGAAGAAAUUCUCUUUGCGGCCGAUGGUUAUUUGAAGCUCGCUGAUUUUGGACUGGCUAAAGUUGUGAAAGAUCGAACCUAUACACUAUGUGGAACGCCUGAGUAUUUGGCACCUGAAAUCAUCACGGGUAUUGGUUAUAAUAAAAGUGUCGAUCAUUGGGCAUUGGGUAUCUUGAUAUAUGAAUUCACUGCGGGUUUUUCUCCAUUUCAAGAUGAAGAUCCAAUGAGAAUCUAUAGAAAGAUUCUUCAAGGCACAAUUGAAUAUCCAGAGCAUGUUUCACUUAAUCUUAGAGAUUUAAUAAAGAAAUUACUUCAACCUCAUCCAGCAAGGCGUUAUGGUAAUUUACAAAAUGGUGAAAAUGAUAUAAAAAACCAUCAAUGGUUUUCCUCGAUUGAUUGGGUUGAAUUAUUUAAAAAAAAUAUCAAAGCAUCCUAUGUACCAGAAGCUGAUAAAGACCACUAUGAAACAUACGAUGAAAACGAAUUGAUACAAGCCGAAACCGAUCAGUAUCCAACUGAAUUUGAUAGUUUUUAG